AUGAGUGAUGUUCCAAAUCAGCCCGCAUCUAUACCCGAAGACACCCCCAGCUAUGCCAGUGUCUUGCAGUACAUGCGUUAUUCGCUCUCAGUCCCCGAACGCGCACUGCGGAGUGGUGCCGGGCUAGUCGGCGGUGCGGUAAGAGAAACAGCCGGCCUGCUUGUUCCCCAGGCAUUUCAAAGUUCGAAGACCUACAGCGUAAUGGUCCAGCAGAUGCUCGACUUUGUGGUCGAGGAUGUUGGUGGGGUCGCCCGCAAGGAAACGGAUACGGCCUCGCCGUUGGUCGAAAACUUCGUUGCCCGAAAGACCGUGGGUAACUUCGUGGAGAUGGCCGGCCUGGCCACGAUGCACAUUUCGCCUCUGACCGUACUGGCGGUGCUCAGCGAUGUCGCCUACGGCUCGCAGUCGUUCCUCAAGGAAUGGGGCGAAGAACUCAAGCGGCAAGGCAUCAUCGACGAGAACUCCACCAUCAACCACGUCGACGAUCUCCUCACCUCCGUCGCAGCCGCCUCGGCAACCACCGCCAGUGCGUUCGACACGCCACCGUUAUCCGUCGACGGGCUCAAGCAGACCAUCGACGAAACCCGUCGCAGCGUGAUGAGCAUCAACCCGACGAAGCUCAUUCCUCAGGCCGAGUUGGAACGGAUGUGGCGAGAAAUGCAUACCGUGGCCACCCGCGAGGGCGUUACCUUAACAGAACUUUCAACCACGAUGACGCUCCACUCGCUCGAUCGCGUCGGCAAACUCGGCAGCGGAGCCCUUUCCGGAGUCCGCGUAGCAGGCAACAUCUUCGACCAGCACAUCAUCGACCAUUACCGAACCGCGCUGGUCGACAUCCGACGCGACGGGAUGUACACCACCCUGGCUAGAAAUGCCGCCCCAUACAUUGGAGCCGUGUGGCAGAACUUCUCUUCCGAGAAACCCACGGUGACCGACGAAUUGAUCACCGGGAAACUCGUCGGCCGCACCUGGACCAGUGUCCGCCGCUGGAUGGGGCUCUCGGCCGCAGAACAAGCCCCGAUCACUCCCUCGGCCGAUCCACAGCACUCGCCCGCUCGAGAAAAGCCCAUAACCGGCGAUCCCCUCUCGUCCUCUCAGCGACCCCUUAGAACUGAAGCCUACAUGGAACUCGUCUACACCGUAAUUCUCGGAGUCGUACAAGGGCUUGCCGAAUUCCUACCGAUCAGUUCCUCGGGCCACGUUGUGAUCGUCGGCAAAAUCAUCGACGCAUUCACCGGCAAGACGCUGCCGAACCUGGAGACCACCAACAUUGUCCUCCACUUCGGCACAUUGGUGGCGGUGGUGCUUGUGUUUUGGAAUCGACUGUGGCGACUGCUGGGCGAAGACCGACGGGCAAUUGGUCUCCUGGCGGUUGGUACGCUGCCGAUCAUCGUUACCGGGCUUAUCGUGAAGUUCUGCUUCGAAGAAGUGUUUGACAGCCCGAUGUUCGCCGGGUGGAUGCUGAUUGUUACCGGGCUCAUGCUCAUCUGGGCUUCCCGGUUCCAGUCGGGCACCGUGAGUUACGUCGACAUGAGCUAUCGCCAGGCCUUGAUCAUCGGGCUAUUCCAAGCUGUCGCAGUAUUACCGGGAAUCUCUCGUAGCGGAGCAACCAUCUCGGCGGGGCUGUUUGUCGGCUUGAAGCGUGACGCGGCCGCCGCGUUCUCGUUCCUGUUGGCGAUCCCGGCCAUCUGUCUGGCGAUGGGGGCGGGCAUUCUCGACUUGAUUAAAGAGGGGCCCGACGCCGACUCAUUGGUGGCCCUGGGCGUGGGGGCCAUCGUUUCCUUCGGCGUGGGGCUGGUCGCUCUGCUGUGGCUGCUGCGUUGGUUGCAGAAGGGGCGUCUCCGCGACUUCGCCUACUGGUGCAUUCCGAUGGGAGUUCUGGUUGUCGUGUGGCAACUCGCCGGCCGAUAA
Messenger RNA from Cladocopium goreaui, 1911 nucleotides. NCBI's taxonomy places the organism in Eukaryota, Dinophyceae, Suessiales, Symbiodiniaceae. The record is from the annotation of a GenBank genome assembly.